Messenger RNA from Xenia sp. Carnegie-2017, 1937 nucleotides. RefSeq lists its product as uncharacterized. The transcript is spliced from 4 exons. Gene Ontology annotation, molecular function: microtubule binding. NCBI's taxonomy places the organism in Eukaryota, Metazoa, Cnidaria, Anthozoa, Malacalcyonacea, Xeniidae. Gene Ontology annotation, biological process: microtubule anchoring. The record is from RefSeq and is a predicted model, not a curated record. Bases 153 to 1640 code for a protein of 495 amino acids. Gene Ontology annotation, cellular component: cytoskeleton.
GAAAGGUUGAAAUGAUCAACAGAUUGCUAAAAUUACUUACAUCUAUUGCUUGAAAUUGGAAUACCGCAUUUAUAGUUUGACUAAUCUUUUGCAAUAACAUUUAAAUGCUUAUAAUAUUUCUUUCAUGCUAAGUCUUCAAGGGAACAACGUCAAUGGUUUCUACUGGAGUAAAUCGAGCAAUUUAUAGCUCCGAGACGCGAGCGUUACUCAAGAAGGAAGGCUUGCAGUGUGUAUGUGAACUAUGUGAUUGUGGUCGCUACCAUCCACAUGAAAAAUGCACAAAAAGAAAGGAAAACACAAAAGCUCCUCCAACAAGACCAGGUCUGAAGGAUUGUUCGACAGAUUAUCGGGCGUCUUACAAAAUUCCACCAUCCAACAUUUUUCGCAAGAUAAGACGUCCGUUGCCAAGGUUACGAAAUCCUAACCCUCCACCGAUGGAUUUCCGAACAAUGACGAACACGGAAUAUGUGAAACAUGAUGACUUUGAAGGCCCUCCUAAGCCAUUCAAGCUUGAAGAAAAUUAUCAAGGAUUUUUCAAUGGCGAUUUUGAUGGCAAGACUUCUUACGGUGUUGCAUUCACCAACAGUAACCAACCACAUCAAGUCAAGUUAACGAAAAUUUCAACGAAAGUCGAGCAACAACCAAAACCAAAGUUCUGCGAUGAAACAACGCACAAUGUUGCAUUUCAAGCCAAGAAUACUGAGCAUAUUAUAGGUUAUUCUGAAUUACCAUCUUUAAUGGGUUCCAUACUUUAUCCUGACUCAAAGACAGAAAACCUCUGUUCAGUAAAUCAAGAAUCAUAUAAAGGUAAAUUUGCGCCCAAAGGUCAGUUCUGCGGUCCUCGUGAAGCAGCCAUUACCCUGGGAAUGGAGGGUGAUUAUCAACAUGAAACAGUGCAUCAAGCGACGUACAAGAAACACAACGACACGCAUAAACGUUCGGCCAAAGUAAAAAGAGAGACGGCUAAGGAAUCACAACAUAUGAAAUUUGACGCAAAAACGCAAGCUCAAAGAGAUUUUCCAAGUUAUGAAAAAGGUGAUUUUCCAGCACCAACUAAACCAUGUCCUCCUUAUCCAGCAACAAUUGAUCUGAGCAUGAACAACUCUAGAGAUUUCACGACCACCAACAAUGAGCAAUACAAAGGGCAAUGGGACGUUAAUACAGUAAAAGUAAAAGCUCAGAAAGAGCGCUACUCGCCACCGAAAGAAAAAUUCCACACUACAACACAAACUAUGGCAGAUUUUCAACCAAAAGAUAUCUCAGUGAUUCGCUUAACCAAACCUGCACAGUCUGUGCCGAAAAGCAAAAUCAAGUUAAGUGACGAAACGUCUUAUAAAAAGGAAUUUCCACGAUACAAAACAACGGGCUUCAUCAAGAAAUAUGGAGAUUUCCAUGAACAAAAAUUCUAUCUUAAGCCAAUACAGAAGUUUCAAGGUGAUUCAGUCACGACAAAAGAUUUCAUACAACACGAAGCCAUUCGUCCACGUACCAAUUUUAAACCUAAAAUAGAAGUGAAAAAAUCCCAAGGGGAGAUCGCCAAGGAAAGUGUCUAUCGCUCAACAUACAAACAAAAAGAACCACACGAAUGUGCUUACAUAAAGUAUUUAAAAGAACGCAAAAAGCCUCUUUCAGCAUCAUAGAGUUUUUAACUUGAGGAAACGGUUUCAAAAACAUUCUCUUCUCCAAAGGAUAAAAUAGUUCGACUGAUCAUAGUUUGGUGUUAAAAUAUCCUCAAAUUUUUUGUAUUAAAUAAAAUGUUGCUGAAAUAUUUUUUCAUGAAGUAGCUACAACAUUGAGGUAUUAAGAAAGGAACUGUCUUAUUUUGACGAGUCCCGUUUGCUGAAAAUGAAAGAAAGUUUUCUUUUGUCUUUGUAAAUAAUCAAUUGCAAUAGUUGCUUGGUGUUAUUCUAUGAAAAAACUAUUGAAAAUCCACGAAA